This is a messenger RNA of Lentinula edodes (shiitake mushroom), 609 nucleotides long. RefSeq lists its product as uncharacterized. NCBI's taxonomy places the organism in Eukaryota, Fungi, Basidiomycota, Agaricomycetes, Agaricales, Omphalotaceae. The record is from RefSeq and is a predicted model, not a curated record. The transcript has 4 exons. The coding region runs from base 1 to 609 and encodes 202 amino acids.
AUGUCAAUGGAUUCGAAUCUGAAUGUCUGUUCUACUGCGAGUAGCGGAACCGGGAAUCGUAGUACUGUCUACGUCCCUCCAAUGUCUGACAUUACUGAUAUUCCUGAAUUAUCUGUGGCGGAAGAUGAUUUAUAUGCUUCAGAAUCGGAUGGCACUAUGAUCGUCUGGAAGCGGAGCAUGACUGAUGCCCCAUUGAGCACUAGUGUACCUACUACAUCCAGCGUUCAUUGGUCGAAAAGCCGGAGCUCUGGUCUUUUGUCAUUACCACCUACAGCACUGACAGAAUUCGUCGUGAACACUACAACUUUCUACAACUUUGCCAUCUUCUACGUCCACAAACAAAAAUUUCCGUUAUGUUCUCCAUACGUUCAUCAGGCGGCAUCCGUCCGCACCUCCUGCCGUCGUCGUUUAACCGACCAAGGUUCCAGGCCUCCCAUUACUGUCGAAGCCUGUACAACGACAACUGCCUUCACUACCGAGGCACCGCCCAUCGUCAAAGUCGAAACAGGUUCAGCCGAGCUCUUCGCCGAGCGCAACGCCAGCGCCAGAAGCAAUUUCAGUUCCGAAGUCUUCGCCGGAGAUCUGGGACAACAAGUCCCUUUCGGCUAA